GCAAUGAGCUCACACUGUGCAGAACAAUAAAGUUGGGAGCGCUUGAAUUGACAGCCCGGGCAAGAUGGCGGCGUCCUUGCUGGGUUGUGUGCUUCGUAGUGCCCGGCAGCUGCUUCCUUGGCCCGCUCCAACAUUCACAAAUCAAGUGAGAAGUCAUUAUGUAGAUUGGCGAAUGUGGAGAGAUGUGAAGAGGAGGAAGAUGGCGUAUGAAUAUGCAGAUGAAAGACUGAGGAUCAAUGCUUUGAGGAAAAACAUGAUCUUGCCCAAGGAGCUUCAGGAAAUAGCAGAUAAGGAGAUUGCCGCACUGCCCAGGGAUAGUUGUCCAGUGAGAAUUCGGAACCGUUGCGUUCUCACCUCACGUCCUCGUGGUGUGAAGAGACGUUGGCGACUCAGCAGAAUUGUAUUCCGCCACUUUGCAGACCACAAUAUGAUUUCUGGUGUUCAGAGGGCCAUGUGGUAACGCCUACAUCAAGGAGGUUACAGCAGUCAUAAUAACCAUGUAUUUGGACAUUGCAUUUUUCACAUUAUUGUGACAUGGCGUGUUGUACAACAUGUUUUUAUAUAUAUUUUUUUUUUUUCUGAUCACCUAAUAAAAUAUUAAUAUACUGUGCUUUAA
Rana temporaria (common frog) is the source of this 616-nucleotide messenger RNA. It is a transcript of the gene MRPS14, whose product is annotated as mitochondrial ribosomal protein S14. Gene Ontology annotation, biological process: translation. The record is from RefSeq and is a predicted model, not a curated record. The transcript has 3 exons. NCBI's taxonomy places the organism in Eukaryota, Metazoa, Chordata, Amphibia, Anura, Ranidae. Gene Ontology annotation, cellular component: mitochondrial small ribosomal subunit; ribosome. The coding region runs from base 65 to 460 and encodes 131 amino acids. Gene Ontology annotation, molecular function: structural constituent of ribosome.